Messenger RNA from Zootermopsis nevadensis, 1855 nucleotides. The record is from RefSeq and is a predicted model, not a curated record. NCBI's taxonomy places the organism in Eukaryota, Metazoa, Arthropoda, Insecta, Blattodea, Termopsidae.
CUGAACGUUUGCAAAAUAUGGCGUUUGUUUGUGGGCCCCUUUGUUUAAUUAAUCUGUUAGCAUUAGUGAAUAAGAAGUCAGAUAACAUUCAACCUGAAGUUAACAGGAAUGUGCUUUUGAAAAGGGGAAAGAGAAGCGAGGGACGUCUUCCGGCAUGCAACCAGAAUGUAGCUAAGAUGUGUUCAAGCAAAAUACUUAAAAUAUAGCCCUAGGGAAGCCACAAGUCACGACGCUGGUAAACCGACGAGCAGCAUCCACUUCUGCCGACGCCACAGUUAGACAUCGUACUUAACAUAUACUGGCGAAAUGAUGGUACCAGGAUAAUCUUUAAGGUAAAAACUUCGGACGACAUGCUGCCUGUUUACAGAGCCAUUUACAGCGCCUACAGCAAAGGUUUUCAUGAUCUCGCGGACCGUAGCGAACAGUACAAUGUCGUGCUUCCCCUCGUUGCAGACCACAGGAGUGACGACUGGUUCCUCAUGGGCUCGCCCUGGCCUGUGCUCUGCAUCGCCGCUUCCUAUGUGUACUUUGUGACGAGCCUGGGCCCUCGAUUCAUGAAGAACAGGAGUGCCUUUCACGUGGACCCCAUCGUCCGAGUCUACAACUUGCUGCAGAUAUUUCUGUCUCUCUCUGUGUUCAUACUCGCACUCUCGAUCGGAUGGGGAACCUCGCAUAACCCCUUCUGCAAUCCCAUCGACUACUCGAACUCAGAAAUACCGAUACGGGAGGCGAGGGUGGUGUGGCUGUACUUCAUACUGAAGCUCCUUGACCUCUGUGACACGAUAUUUUUUGUCCUGCGAAAGAAAAUGCAGCAGGUCUCCUUCCUUCACGUGUAUCACCACGCGGCGAUGCUGGUCGGAGCCUGGCUUAUUACGAAGUUCUUACCAGGCGGCCACGCCACAUUCAUCGGGGUAGCGAACUGCUUCGUGCACGUGGUCAUGUACUCCUACUACUUUGUGACCUCCACGUGGCCCGAGAAGAGGAACGGCCUCUGGUGGAAGAAGCACAUAACUCAGCUGCAGAUGGUAAAUUGGCAGACACUGAGUAAGCACAAUGUUGCAGGCGGCCACGCCGCAUUCGUCGGGGUAACGAACAGCUUCGUGCACGUGGUCAUGUACUCCUACUACUUUGUGACCUCCACGUGGCCCGAGAAGAGGAACGGCCUCUGGUGGAAGAAGCACAUAACUCAGCUGCAGAUGGCCCAGUUCGCGUUCCUUGGUCUCCAUUCGUUGUCCGCCCUGCUGAUUCACAACUGCGAAUAUCCAUUCUCUGUGGCUCUCAUAUUCGGAAUACAGAAUGUAGUUAUGUUCAAUUUGUUCUACAACUUUUACCGCAAAGCCUAUUCUGACAAGAAAGAACGUUAAUUGAACUAUUUUCAUAACUGAUCAUGUUAACGUCCUUACCCUAACCUAACUUUCAGCGUCUUACCGUCUGGGUCGUUGCGCUCUGUGUCUGAUGUAAAAAGGUUAUUUAUUUUUUUACUGAAUUCGUCGGAAAAUUCGUGCUUCCUGCCCUGAUUUUGAAGCGCUCCGGGUUUAAUAUUUGUCUUUCGGAUCCAUACGAUGAGCUGUGAAUGUUUACGCGGUUAACCUUAGUGGAAAUGGCUUCCAGGAGAAGGGACGCCACAGCGUUACCAACUUUACAAACGGCCUUUGACUUUUAAAAUGUAAAUUAAUUUUACUGACUCAAAAAUUUCUUAAAAUGUUUCUGCCCCAUUUGAAGAUCUUUUUACAUCGUAACGGUACGUGAUCAUUGAAUGACACGAACGGUCUGGCCUUCUGUAAUUAUCUGACGUUUAUUUGUAAUCAAUAUCACAGUGUUGUUGUGUUUAAAUAAAAUAUAAACAAGCAAGUUA